UAACGCUCCACCAAGUAAGUAGGCAGACGACAGUUUGUAUUAAUUCAAAUACGCGCAUGCGCAAAAUACAUUUCCGUCAUUAAAGUAACACUUAAAGCUGUUUUUGUUUUGCUUACGGAUAUUGAGUUAAAUCAUCACCAUUAAUUAAAGAAGAAACUUGCCAAACGGUUGUUAAGGAAGGUGAUAUCACAGGACAAGCGUUGCUAAGGAGAAAGAUUUUAUACUAUCACGUAUGUUACAAUAAUGGCAGAAACUACUAAAUCAACAGAAGAUCCUAAUUUUAAGGGAGGAGUCAUGAGCCCGAAUUCCCAACAGUCAUUUGCAGCGCUCCGCUACGCCCCUCCACCUACCCCUCCCAAACAAAAGAUAAUUUUGGACGAGGAAAAGUUUGAGUACUCGUUUUUAAGAUGUAUGGUGUGCAAGGAAAAAUAUGAUAUGAUGGAAAGGACUCCCCGACUACUACCCUGUCACCAUGCCUUCUGUAUGUCUUGUCUUUUGGCCUUGUACCAGCGUGAAGAAGAUUACCGCCAGAGCCUGUCUCCAUUGUCCACCUCGUCUUCAUCAAACUUUGCUUUUGCUAUUCCUGUCGGAUGUCCAAAUUGUGGUUCUAAUUUCAUAACAACAUUGGAUGGUUUGAAACAAUUAAUGACCGACCACAGAAUUGUCCAGCUCAUGGAUUUCGUUGGUCACACCGACAAACAGACUGUUUCGUUCUGUCCUAACCACGAUUUACAGCCGAUUAAUUUCUUUUGUGAGAAAUGUGUUCAUCCAAUAUGCAGAGAUUGUACCGUGCUAGAUCAUAAAGAGUGUUCAGAGGAACAGUUAGUCAUAGAUCUUGCAAACGCUAAAGAUAAAUACUUGCCUGUCUUAGAUGAAGGUAUAAAGAGUAUGGACGAAGAAGCAAAGGCGUUGUUUGAAAAGAAAGAAGACUGUCAGAAAGCUUUAGAAAAAUGUCAGAAAGGAGAUGACAGUUUAACUAAAUCUAUAAAGGAGGCUUUUGAGAAAAUCAGGAAAGCGGUUAAUGAUCGAGAACAAGAAAUCCUACAGAUGGCAAACGGUAAUGGUGGAAACAGUAAAGAAUCGGUAGAGGAAAAGUUAAAGAAACUGUCUGAAAAGGAACAUGAAGUUGAAGAAAUAUUAGAAGCAAUAAAUAAAGCAAAAAACUCUGAAGUUGUUCAAGAAAUGUUCCUUGUUUACAAAAAGGUUAAAGAGUACACAACAGAGCAAGGACUAGAGAAAGAAGAUCUUCAGAAAAGUGAUCAGCCUCCGGCAACAUUUGCCACAAGGGACGAAAGCACUCUGCUGGCGAGAAUAGCUAAAUAUGGUGAAGUUCAAAGCGCGCAGACACAAUCAAACGGAUAUGGAUCUUCAAGUCAUGGGUAUUCCGGAGGCAGUUCUUAUCUAGGCAGUUCAAGAUUCACGAGUUAUACUCCAGCAUAUACAUCACGGUAUACACCAAGGACGUACAAAUACUAACCCAUCUUGCUCAUCAUUGAAAUAAGUUUAAACCACGUAUAACAAAAUUAAGUGGAAAAAAGUGUGAUUAUAGCAAUUAAUUCACCAAGUACCUUCUGUUCAUAUUUUAUUGUUAAAGAUCAUGUGCUCAACUUUUUCAUUGAAUGCAAUACUUCUUUAAAAUUCACAAAACCCUUUGAAGAACAAGGGAGAAGAGCGAAGCUGUUCAUAUUUUUUGAAGCUCCACGCAGUGGUCUCCUCUUCAUUUUCCGGCGCAUUUAUGUACUAUUAAGGGAGGUAACCGCUACGAGGAGUUUGUACUUUUUAUGUCAAACCUUAUUCGAGUGAUCUCGCUUUAUAUGUUCAUAAUAUACUAGCUAUGCAUAAUUCUUUGUAAUACAAUGUACUUCGUCCUUGAUAUCUCUCAAAUAUAUUUUCAAACUGUGCAGCAUUUAUAAAACGCUCAUUAUAUACUAUAUAUGCAUACCAGAUGUAAAUGCAUUUUAUGAUUAAAAUGUUGUAUUGAG
Molecule: messenger RNA, 1982 nt
Organism: Ruditapes philippinarum (Manila clam)
Lineage: Eukaryota; Metazoa; Mollusca; Bivalvia; Venerida; Veneridae
Product: tripartite motif-containing protein 2-like
Exons: 4
Coding region: 244-1476 (410 amino acids)
Molecular function (GO): zinc ion binding
Source: RefSeq, a predicted model, not a curated record